Molecule: messenger RNA, 7036 nt
Organism: Synchiropus splendidus (mandarinfish)
Lineage: Eukaryota; Metazoa; Chordata; Actinopteri; Syngnathiformes; Callionymidae
Product: F-box only protein 33
Exons: 6
Coding region: 158-1630 (490 amino acids)
Biological process (GO): SCF-dependent proteasomal ubiquitin-dependent protein catabolic process; positive regulation of protein ubiquitination
Cellular component (GO): SCF ubiquitin ligase complex
Molecular function (GO): protein binding
Source: RefSeq, a predicted model, not a curated record
UGGAGUGGAAUGGUACAGCCCGAUAGUAUUGAAGGGAAAGCUGGAAAGGGAUUGUUGUCAUCGACUGGAGGAAGCUGAGCUAGCCGCUGCACCGAUUCCUUUAGGGCUUGUAGCUGUGUUCUCUCCGGGUGUUGGUCGCACCGUCCUCAGCUUUGCCAUGGCUCUAUGCGGGGGUGUGGGAGCCAUGGCCCUUCCGAGCGAGCUUAUCGUCCACAUCUUCUCCUUUCUGUCUGACCGGGACAAGCUGCGGGCCUCGGCCGUGUGCUCGAGGUGGCGCGAGUGUCUCUUCUACCCGGCCCUGUGGACCGAGCUCAAACUUCGAAUCGGCGGCGGUGGCAACGGCGCCAAGUCCAGCUCGGACGAGACCCCCAAACUGGACUUCCUGAUGCGGAAGUUCGGCUCUUUCGUGCGAGAGCUGCAGCUGGAACUAGCGCCGGUGGACCUCAGCCCACUCUGUAACGACCCGUCCUCCACCUGGGUGGAUCAGAACCAAGGUCCCCAUCACGACCCGCAGCUCUCCGAGCGAUGGAGGGACGCCGUGUCCACCUACCUGGACCAGAUGCUCUGUGUGCUCUCAAGCAUCCGCACCAACAGGAACCUGCAGAAGUUGAGUUUGUACGGGGACACCAGCAUCAUCCAACAGGAAGGACUGUUGGACAGCUCCAACCUUCACCAGAUUCAUCAGGGAGACAAAAAAAUCAAUGAAAUCCAGCAGCUGUUCAUGGAGGUGUUGUCCAUCAGUCGGCAGCUGAGGUGGUUGUCCUGCAGCUUCAUGCUAGGUCUGGUGACUCCCUGCUCUUUAGCCUGUCUGUCCAAUCCCUCUGCUGAGACCUUGCUUCACCUCAGCUUGUUGGACCAUCAAAUAGGGCCACUUAUCUCUUCUUCGGAGCUGGAGCGGUUUUCUGCCCUCAACUCUCUCGCUCUGGAUUUUUCCGAUCUGACAUCUGAGCUCUGUGGUCUCCUGGCAUCCCCUCACCGAACUCCCCUGCACCGCCUGUCUCUCUUGCUCAACGGCGCCGCCCUGGAAGUCAAGCCAUUGGAAGGGACGGCCACAGACGAUGACUGGAAGGCGCUGGUUCGUGUGAGUGCCAACUUACGGGUCUACAUCAUGGCCCUGGAGGUCGAGAGCUCAGAGCUCCUCAGGGUCUUAAAGCCAAGCCUACCGCUCGAGCGGCUCCACCUUGACAGCUAUAGCACACAAGUGACCGACGGCACCUUGGAGCUCAUCUCUCUGCAAUACAACAAGACGCUGACUCACUUUCUGCUCCUGAGGGACCACCCGAACUUCCCCGAUCUCAGCGUGAAUCGCAACGAGGAUCCACUGGUCCUCUUGUCUUGGAGGUGCACCCAGCUUGCUGUCUUAGUGAUUCACGGUUACGUGGUUUGGUCCCACAACUUGGUGGCCAUCUCUCGACUGCGAGGCUCCAGCCUUCGUGUCCUCACCGUGUCCGAGGAGAGCAUCGACUUCGAUCCCGACCAGUCUGAGGGCGACCCCGUCCACAGCCUUGUUAAAGAGGUUUCCAGAGGCCUCGGUCGAGUCUGGCACCCGUCUUUGGAUUCCAUCCCGGUUUUGUCUGAACCCACUCAGCACUUCCACCGCGAGCUGCACGCCUUCAGCAAGGGCAUGUAGACCUCGGCCAUCCUAGCCCAUCACACUCCAGGCCAGACCUCACGCCUGGUCUAGAUCUUACCCACACGAGAUGGGCAUUUAACACCUCUGUUUUUAUGUUAUUUUUUUAGUUAGUGUUCUUUUUUUUUAUAACAAACAGAACCAGAUUGGACACAGCAUUUGUGUGUGUGGAAAAUUGGAUUAAUAAUCUUUUAAUAGUAAACAUCAAUUUUAUUGGUCUUCCCUCUGCCCUCUUAUGUGGUCAGGUCUGGACAGGUUUUUUUUUUUUUGUCCCCUCAAAAAUUUGGGUCCUUACCCCAACCCUUAAAGCAUCUUCAUAGUUAAAAGUUUGUUAUUUUUCUUUAUAUUUUAUUAUCACACCUAUUUUAUCCUUCCAUCUUACAAUCUAUUUUUUUUACUUCCUCUGUAGUGGUUUCCCUGCCUGUGUGUGUGUGUGUGUAUAUUUAAAUGCAAAUAUUAGCUGCUUGUUCAGGAUCUGUAGUGAGCGGUCGCGUUUCCGAUCAGUCUGUUUGAAUCAUUCAGAGCAUCACUUGCUGUGUAAUAAUCUACCGCUGCUUCUCCUCUUGUUGAACAAGAGCAGCACAUGCACUCGUGGAAACUUUGAAUUUGUGUAGCUGAACGUGGCUGUCAACGAAACCUAGUCAUGUCGGUGCCAUGAGUCGGAUUUGUAACCAUUUCUAAGCCAAAUAGAGGUGGUGUUGAGGAGGAGGAGGGCGGCGAGGACUCGCCUCUUGUGGGAUGAGAAUCUUGGUGUUUGCCACAAGCUUGCUCCCUGCUGUUCUUAUUGUCGACGUAUUUUUCUUUUUAGAACCUUUGCUUGAGGGAAGGCUUGUCUUCCAGUAGACACUCAUUGCCAAACUUUUGGACGACACACUUAACUGCUCACACAGCUUCAGGGGUGAUCGCCUUGUUUUUCCUCUGUGUUGGAAUAAUACCGCCGCGUUUGCUCCCAAUAUGUUACGCUCUGAAGCCAUCUUAACUAAAUCAGGUUCACAACACGGACAGAGUGAAACGACACAUCCGUGUGUGUGUGUCAUUGCUUCGGUGUUCUGCCACCGUGUUGGGGAAAAUAGAAACUUAAUCAGCGUGCUUCAUGAGAAAAACAUUUCCUUACCAAGACAGACGGAUGCUCUGAAUGUAACUCGACUGCUUGUCGAUAGCUUUGGCAGGAAUACAGCUGGAGAUCAGCCUGACUUUGCUCCUUUAAAAACAGGCUUCAGUUUAUUUUCUAUCAAAUGACAGCACAAGGUUUUGGGGCCAUAUGGCGUCCUCUCCUCAGCGGCGAUGAGUUUUCUCUUUCAGUCUCAGGUUGGAUUUUAACAUCCACGUGGCAGAUACAACGGUGGCGUCAACUUGUGUGUCUGACUGUGUGUGUGUGUGUGUGUGUGUGUGUGACAACAAUCAAAUACUGUUUAAUUUCAGCGUUACUCUUGAGUCACAGUUGCCUUGGACCCUUGUUUGUUUCUGGUUCAUGAUGCUCUUUGUCUUGCCACCGAACCUAAUCAUACAUUUGUUUUCAAAGAAUUAGGUGACGAAAAGAAAUGGCAAAUAUUUUCCAUCUCCAGGAGAUGUUGAGUGGAGCAGGUGAACAUCUGUUAAUGUUUGAGCUGAAUGUUGGGACUUUUUCCAUCUGUUUGUGUGGCGAUAGGCUUCAGUCUGAAGCGCUCUUUAUCGACGCCAGCAAACAUGAGGGACGUAGAGCGAAGGCUACGAGUGUAGCUGAAUGAAACCUCAAGUUUUACCAGUGUGGCGACGGCGCCGGACAGAAGCCCACUCGAAGAGUCGGUCAGCCGACUUUUAUUCUCAGUAUUGCACCACAUGCCCGGCACUUUCUUCGGCCAGCUGAGGCCCGAGCCACUCCUGUGGUUUCCAAUAUUGUGGCACCUUGAAGAUUUAGCCAGCUCGAGUCCUUGGUCUGAAUCUCAGGAUAUUUGCACUUUGGUACGAUGGUUGUCAGUUGACGGUCGCAGCGAGAUUAGAAUGUUACUCAUGGUUUUAAUUCCUCAUCCCCUUAAUAAAAUACAAACCUGUUUUUUAAAAUUUUGAAAUGAUAGACGAUUAUAUUUCGCACAACGGAAGGAUAGCAAGCUUGACGUCAACACGACGGCAGCCAUUUGAAAAGAGCGAACUGCGUGAUCCCUGGGUGUCUUCACUUGUGUCUGUCGUGUGCCUGUUACAAACCCACGCUCCCAUAUGCUUUGUGCUACUUAUGGAUAUCCUGUAUAUAAUGUGUGCACUCUUUACAGAAGUAGAUUAGCGAGCACUUUUUUUGAAAUCGUUUUGGAGUGUGCCUGUGUGUGUUCUGUAGUAUAAAUAGAAACCAUGUCUCAAGGAGGAAGUUAAAGGCCGGCUCUGUUUGUGUGUGUGUGUGUGUGGAGGGGACGGGCCUGUUCGACCUUUUGACUUUUACUCGAACCAGUAAACGGAAGUUGUUCAUUCUCAGGUUAAUAUGGGUUUCUAAUGGAGGAGAGGAGGUAGCUCGUUGAACGUUUAGAGUCACUGGAUCUGUUUUCCUUCCGUUUUUGCUGUUAAAUCUGCCAAAGACCCAGUGGAACAACCUGAACACCGAUUCUUAAGUGCCCACAAACACGUCAGCGAACUGGUCUUCCUCUCUUCGACCGAUUCCAUUCUGCCACUUCUUCUUCACUCUCUCCAUUCUGUUUUAAAUGUCUACAAUUGACUCGCUGAGCUCGGGAAUACGUGUCUCGAUGUCGGCUGUCCAGCUGGAGCGAAAACAGACCAAAGCCGAUGCUGUACAUGCGCUCACGUUGUUCGAACACCGAAUGUAUGUCGAGUUGUUGGAUAUCAAAGUUCGGCCGCCCUGUACAAGCUGUGCGUCGAUGCUGCUAUCUGUGAACGACACUCAGGGUUUGUUAUCGAGCGUCACGAAGCAACUUAAGCCUUCUUCUGUUCAGUGCAGUUCUAUAGUGCAUGUUUACGUCGUAGAUCGAGAAUGUCGGUGACAUUUGUUUACCACCAUGUCGCUCCCCUGUUUCUCCAUUUUUGAGCGAAUGUAAGGUUAAAAAAAAAAGGAGCUUCUUUUGUACGCAAGAGUUGAGCCGGCCCGGUUCCGAAGGAAGCCUGGCACUGAACUUUGAAACUGUUCUGACACUGGAAGUAUUUGAACUGCAAGGGCAGACACGCCUGACCUCAUUAGUUGUGUCAUCUCGAGUGUUUAAAGCAGGAUUUCUUAACGCUGCAAACAACAUUCCACGUGGGUUGUCUGGAUAGCAAAGUGUUAGCGAGCGUGCAGUCUAUUUUUUUACUUUUCAUCGGUCCGCUAGCGAAAGGGAUGGAGGCGGCGGCUAGGGCUUCUCGCACCAGAUGAAACCAGCUGGUCUGAGCCGAGGUGUUUGAGGGCUUCAAAGCCUGAGCGUUGCUGUUCCGCAGAGUGAACAAACAAACCCAAUAGGGCAUAAGCGUCUUGUGAGUGAAGUCACCGGGGGCUCUGUUUGUCAUCCACAAGACCAAUACCAGCAGUAACUGGGCACAUGGGUGGAUGAAAACCGUUUGUUUUCUGAGCUAGUUUCCGUGCACAUUUACAGCCAAGGCAUGCAAACAAGCCGUUUCCGUACCAAAGCAUGAGACCAUCCUCAGUCCUCGGAGACAAACGUGACAACUUUUUUUUUCUUUUUUCGCUGGUCUAGUUGCCUCUCAGGAUGUCCCGUCAGUGGUUCCUAAGACGCGAGGUUCAGCGUGAGUGGAGGGCUCGCUUGAAACAGACAACAGGGUCGUUGGUCACACAAUCCGUCGCAGUCUCGUGGAACCCAGCUCCGACUGCAUGCAACAGUGCGAGCGAGUCUCCUCCAGGGGCCAAACACCUGUCUCCAAACGGGUUCUCCAGUUAGGUGUGUUCCUGUGCUCCCUUAUAGACUUGCUUAUGGAAUUGUGCCACUGAUAACAACGCCUCGCCAAAACCACCGUCAACUGUCGUGCUUUCUGCGGUGGCGAUUUGAGAAAGGCUUCAACAGCCAGCGUCGGCCUUCGAUAUAUCCGCUACUGAUGUCGACCUUGCUGGUAAACAAAGUCUUACUUGUCAAGUCUGGAUAGACCAACCUCCUAAGUAGGCAGGCAGGCCUGCUGCCCAGUUUAGCCUCACAACUAUGCAAGAGGAAUGCAUAUAAUCCACACUUGUGUUUUGGGUUGGGUUUUUUUUCUCCGCACUGUCACACAGCAGAAACAGAGACCAGGAGAACUUGCAAUGACAAUACUUGGCCUUAUGAUGAUUUAUGAAGUGAUAUCAUUUUCUUUUAAAGAUUUCUUGAUUUUCGGUCAGCCAGCCCGGCGACAGCAGCGGUGACGGCGGGCUCACUCUUGGUCUCUGUGAGACUGGAUCGACGGCCCCAGUUUUAUCGUGGUACGAAUGUUGUGCAUUUGUUUAAAAUCAGGACAGUUUGCAAUAACAGCAGUCUUACUAGUGGCCACCAGAGGGCACAAGCAGUGCUGACAGUACCUGGCUGCAUCUUUAGAAAACCUUAGAGGAAGAGAUAAAGACUAUAUAAAUAGAUAUAUAUAUAUAGAUAUAGAUAUAUUACAGCUCUCACAGUGCAUUGUUAUAGGUAUCAGCAAUUUGUUUCUGUGGUAUACUCUUAUGCAACACAUGUGCGGGCUCGUUUUAAUAAAUAUAUUAUGAAGUUCCACUUUGUAAAUCCCAUGUGUGUUUGUUUCAGAAAUGAUUUACCCUUCGUGUUGAAUAUUCAGAUCAGUGUAUUCUUGUGUGUAGAAGCGAGCACAAAGCAGAAAUCAGACUUCACCCAAAACAACUGAGAAGACCAAGGCGUUCCUCUCUGCGGAACAUUUUUAUCUGUGUUUUGACGGAAAUUCGGAUCACCAUUUUGACAAACUGUUGCUCUCUAAGCAGCCUGGUUCUUGACUCAGCUGUUGUUUUCGGUCAAGUCUGCGAAGAACGAGUGGUUGUUUUUUUUUCUUUUUUUUUCUUUUAAUGUUGUGGGACCAAUCUCACCUUAUGAAAGGAAUGAUUUUAUCAUUGAUGAGAUUCAUAAUGGAUGGUGAUGCGAGAGAUGGAUCUCAUAACCCCAGAGUGACCUCUGUUCACUUUAAGGUCAAACUAUUGAAUGUGGAGUCAGUGUUGUAUGAUUGCCUAUCUUCUUUUAGUCAGUAAAUAAAAGCGUCAAAUCAUCGCCUUGUUCAUGCUUUUAUUUUAUUUUACAUGCCGUGUUAUACUUGUGUGAGGGAUCAAAAGUAGCGAUUAAAAACGGACCAUACGUUACGAAAUACAUCUCACUGCAAAUACGAAUAACAGCGUUGAACCAUCAUUGGUUACAACCAAGCGGCUGAACUCUAGAGUGGUGCAAGUUUUGCUUUGUUUUUUUUCCCAGGUGGAGUCUACAUUGUUGUGCUUUGUGGGCACGACAGAAGAAGAUGGCCUCUAAUAGAUCCACAGUG